AUGAAAGAUCGGUCGGCCGCUGUUCACGUUGGAAGUGAAGAUGUGCCCACUGCGCGUGCCCGCGGGGCUGCCAGGAAUAAGGCUACCAGUUCUAAGAACCGCCCCGGGCGUACUCCCAUUUGCGGUAAGGAUGCUGAAGAAAAUGCUCUUGCUGACGAACCUGCUAAACCUACAAGCCCCGUCGCCGUUGACUCAAGCGAUGCUGCUGUUGAUCGGUGUGGCUCAGUUUCCACAAGAAACCGUGCCGGUGACGCGAUCACCAACAAAAGAUCGAAGGUAGUGGAUAUUCCCCCACCUGCCCCGUCAGUUGGUUUGUUUUCGAAAUUCCAGGAGAGGAGGGGUGACUUUAGUUCCGAUUGGAUGCUGCUUCAAGAAGAGAAUGCGGCUAAUCAGCCUAGUGAACCCCCCAUUGCUGCCGAGUUGGUAAUGAAAUUACGAGAGCGACAGGCCCAAAUGCAGAUAAGUAGAGAUGAGGUCACCCUCAAGACUACAGGAAGCAGUGCAGUUAAGAACCGGGAUGAGGGAAGACUAGAGGCUUUGAAUGAGGAACUCAGGAAACAAGGUGCCGACGACGGUAAAAGUGACAGUGACGUGGAGUACGUCCCCCAGGAAGACACCCGCGGAUAUCGUUCGUUAAAACAACAGGGGGGUGAGGAAACUACGGUCGUGGGCUCGGCAGUUGCCGCACCUUCCACGAACUCUGAUGAAGCGGAAAAGGGAUUUCUCGACGAUUUUCUCGGGUUUUCUAAGGGAGACAGCGAAAAAAAUGCGGAUUCGCGAUACGCAGUGCAGGCGACUGUAACUUUGAAGAAUGGAAAGUGCGUUUUAGCCUCAGAUGAGGUUUCAUCAGGUCAAGGUGGAUACGACCCUGGGCACUCCUAUUUGGGGGAGGAAACACGGUCUGUGCCUCUGUGGUGUGUGGGUCGUCUAACCGGACAAAAAGAAUACGCCAAAGACGCGGCUAUCGCUCUUCACCAGGAGAUAUGUGAUUUCGUCAAGUUUCAUCAACCUACUGAGGCUGAAAUUGCUAUACGGUGCUUAGUAGAAGCGGAGGUAGUCACCAUCGCCAAACAACUGUGGCCAAAGUGUGAACCUGUGGUGUUUGGAAGUAUGGCCACAGGGCUUCUGUUGCCACUCUCCGAUGUUGACAUAACUAUCCUCAAUGUGGAUGUGCCGACAGAGGAAGCUCUAAGGCUUCUGGCGCGUGAGAUUAGUUUGUCCGGCAUCUGCAAUACCGCUUACCCGCAGCUGGUUCUUAAGGCAAAAGUUCCGCUGCUAAAGUUUCAGCACUGUGGUUCGUUGCUGGAUGUUGAUAUAAGCAUCAACGCACGAGACGGGCCGCGGAACACGUUGAUUGUCAUUGAUUUGCUGAAACACUAUCGCGAGGCAGAGCCGCUGAUUGUAGUCGUGAAAUACUUUUUGCAUCAGCGUGGAAUGGACGAACCGUACCAUGGCGGUUUGGGUUCCUUUGCCCUCACCCUUAUGGCAAUAAGUUUUUUGCAACAACACCCAAUAUACACAGGCUCUCCGGAUCAACGUCUUUACUGUGGACUAGGCCGCCUUCUUGUGGAUUUCUUCCGUUAUUAUGGCAUGUACUUUCGUUAUGAUCGCUGCGGUUUGUCAGUUGUUGGUACUGGCAGAUGCUUUAAACGUACGGACGUUUGUGCUUCUUCAGUGCGGCCCAUGACCAAUGGAGCCAAUAGCUCGCUUGGGAGAGGAGGACCGCAAUCUGGGCCACCACAAGUGUUACUGGAGGACCCGGGAUGUCCCGAGAAUAAUGCAGCUAGUUCACUUCGUAAUUUUAAUGUCAUUGCAACUUCUUUCACCCAUGCAUUCCGUGCGUUAACAGCGGUAUUUGAACCCAACCGUAGGCCGGGUUCUUCCUCUCCUGAUGCGUUGCACAUUGACCAACGCCCAACGCUGCUGUCACGCAUCUUGCACGUGGAUGGGGAAAGUGUGAAGAGGCGACAGGCCAUAAUCGAAGCACAUGGGUCACUCUUGCAAGAUCCGAAUGGCCGUCUUGUGUUGCAGCAGGUUGUAGAUGAGCACAAACAGAGGAGGGAGCGCAUGCUUGAAAACGUUUCGCUUCUCAGCUGCCCUCCCACAAGUGAUAGGUUGGUUUCUCACAAACGACCUCGUGAAGAUAGUAACGAAGACAAGUUCUCCAAGAGUAGGAGGGGCGACAGUUGCUCAUCGAACGACAGUUCGGUCCGCACGGCUCGGUCAUUGACCCGACGUUAA
Trypanosoma brucei brucei TREU927 is the source of this 2241-nucleotide messenger RNA. Its product is annotated as DNA polymerase sigma, putative. Gene Ontology annotation, biological process: RNA 3'-end processing. Gene Ontology annotation, cellular component: TRAMP complex; nucleolus. The record is from RefSeq and is a predicted model, not a curated record. Gene Ontology annotation, molecular function: poly(A) RNA polymerase activity; mRNA binding. Lineage: Eukaryota; Euglenozoa; Kinetoplastea; Trypanosomatida; Trypanosomatidae. The coding region runs from base 1 to 2241 and encodes 746 amino acids. The transcript has a single exon.